AUGAACGCGCUGUACGGCGCCACCAGCAUGUGCUUAGCUUGCGAGCCCCGGAUGCCCACCCUGCCCAGAGCCGAGCCCCCCAGCAAGGGCACCGGCCCCCAGUACUUCACCUUCGACCCCCUGCCUGCGAUGAGCGAGACCCCUUCCCGCAGGAACCCAGCCCGGGGCAGGAAACGACUGCGCAAAGUGCUCUACCCCCCUGUGGUGAAACGCUACUAUCCAGCCAAGGAGCGCAGCCAGGCCAAGCGCCUGCUCUUCAUCCUCCUCACCAUCAUCUUCUUCCAAGUCUAUAACACCGACGAAAACCUGGCCCUGGGGCCCGAGCAGGGGGUCCCCGACUGCUCUGUAGAGAGUGGGGGCUCCGGCUGCGAGACCCCCCUCCCAGAAGUGCUCCCAACGCCCCCGGAGGUCCCAGAGGUGGCCAACACUACCAGUUUGCACGAGGGCCAUGAGGCUGCCAAAUCCACCAUGGAAAUCAGCCAGUUCCUGGAGCAGAAUCCAGCCGCUUUCUGA
Molecule: messenger RNA, 513 nt
Organism: Emys orbicularis (European pond turtle)
Lineage: Eukaryota; Metazoa; Chordata; Testudines; Emydidae
Gene: IER3
Product: immediate early response 3
Exons: 2
Coding region: 1-513 (170 amino acids)
Biological process (GO): negative regulation of apoptotic process; DNA damage response
Cellular component (GO): nucleus
Source: RefSeq, a predicted model, not a curated record